AUGACUGGGCCACCCAUCAGGGAUGCUUCUGUUACACCUGCAGCCUGUGUGGCCCUCUCACCCAGUGACCCCGCAGGUGAUUCUGAGUUAUCAGAAUAUUCGGGAGAUUCACCAAGUGAAGAGAUAAUUUCCAGCACGUUUGCUGCAGUGACCACAGAAUCAUUCAUUGCAGAUACGAAUUCCACCUUGAUUGCUGAGGAUGCAAAUCAGUUAGAAUUUAUAUUAAUGGUGUUGAUCCCACUGGUUUUAUUGGUCCUCCUACUUCUAUCAGUGGUACUCAUUGCAGUAUACUAUAAAAGAAAAAGAACUAAAAAAGAGUCUUCUCAAGGAUCUCAGAGCGCUUUACAGACAUAUGAACUGGGAAGUGAAAACCUGAAAGUCCCCAUUUUUGAAGAAGACACACCCUCUGUUAUGGAAAUAGAAAUGGAAGAGCUUGAUAAAUGGAUGAACAGCUUGAAUAGAAAUGCCAACUGUGAAUGUUUACCUACUCUGAAGGAAGAGAAGGAAUCAAACCACAGCCCAAGUGAUAAUGAAUCCUAAAACUGAAUGGUGCUGAUGUUUUCCAAGAGAAGCAGCCCGGAGGGAGCCUGCUGGGCCAACAGAGGAUGAAGAGGAUACCAAUUUAAUUAAUUUCAAAUCAACGUACACACAAAAACCUUUUGCUAUUUCUUCCAACGCCCACUCUUCCUAAUGAUGGCAUCCCUUGUACUCAGAAGAACAUGCAGUUGAGAAGUGCUGGGAAGAGGCCUGGCGGCCACUGCCCCCCUCCCCAGCUGCCUGUGAGGGUGGAGAGGGAGCCAGCCAGGCCCCCCUCCUCUGAGCCCACUUCCAGCUCCCCUGGCCUGGCCCGGCUCUCUGCAUCUUUGCUACCUUGCUGCUUCCUUCUCGUGGUUUAAGUCAGGAAGCUGUUUUAUCUAUGGUUUCCUUUUGGGCCACCUUCUUACCUAACUAGCUUUGGAUAAUUUCCUGUGAUUGUUCAAGUCCUCUGACAGGUACAUUAUAUUCAGCAGGAACUUGUCCAAAGGAGCGUUAUGUCUUGGAAAGGACACCAAACAAAGCGAGCAUUUCAACGGAUUCACCUUCCUGGGGGGUGGUGAGCUCCCCCUGCCAAGAAGACGGUCCAAAUGAGAAGACGGUCCACAGUCCAAAUGAGAAGUCGCUUGGUGAUUUGUAGACCCUGAUCAGCCAGGUCAUUGGGAACUUCUCAGAGGCACUGGGAAUCUUCCAUGAC
Messenger RNA from Otolemur garnettii (small-eared galago), 1231 nucleotides. RefSeq names its product transmembrane protein 154 (gene TMEM154). The record is from RefSeq and is a predicted model, not a curated record. NCBI's taxonomy places the organism in Eukaryota, Metazoa, Chordata, Mammalia, Primates, Galagidae. The transcript has 7 exons. Bases 1 to 540 code for a protein of 179 amino acids.